AUGGAUCGCCGUCAGAUAUCGAUCGUAGGAGAUCCAACCUGGACAUUCCUCCAGAACAAAAUAUUUGAGAACGGACUUCUAAUAUUCCCGGAAGGAACGCCGGACCGGUGGGUCAAGAUCGCCGCUACUGUCCCCGGAAAGACUCGGGCGGAGGUGGAGAGCCACUACGCAAUCUUGGUUCGCGAUUUGCAGGAUAUCAAAGCAGGCAAAAUCAAGCUCCUGCGUUACGACAAUGACUCAUCGAAGAUCCAAGACUCGGACGCGCAGCCAAGUAGUUCGACCAAUGAAGAGCGCAGGUUUGAUUGUAUUUACUUGGAGGUUUUCCUAUUUCUGGCGCUACUUGUUUUGAUUGGGAGCUUUGGUCUCCCUUCUAGCCAAGCAUCUAAACCUGGCUCUCCAUAA
This is a messenger RNA of Malania oleifera, 402 nucleotides long. RefSeq names its product protein RADIALIS-like 4. The transcript is spliced from 3 exons. Gene Ontology annotation, molecular function: DNA-binding transcription factor activity. NCBI's taxonomy places the organism in Eukaryota, Viridiplantae, Streptophyta, Magnoliopsida, Santalales, Ximeniaceae. The coding region runs from base 1 to 402 and encodes 133 amino acids. The record is from RefSeq and is a predicted model, not a curated record.